AAGUGCUAUAAAUUGAGGGAAGUUCAUGAGCUCAUCUGCAACCAUUACUAAAGAGCUACAAAAAAAAGAAACAACAAAACCCUUAUUUAAAAAUGGCAGUGAUGAGUCACGACAAAGCAGAAGACAGGCUAUACGAGUCAGCUCACACACGGCCUAUUCCUUAUAACUCACAAAUUGUUGGCCAAGAGAGUGGCGGAGACGAUGACGAUGACGACAGUGACGUGGCUCCGGCGGCUUGAUCUUCCGCAGUGACAGUUAAAUAACUAGUAAUUAUGCUUCUUAUCUUAGAACCACACGCACAACACAAAUAUAUAUAUAAGCUUAGCUGAGCUGCUGAAGCACGGGAUCGUGCCUGUAUUUAUCCAUGUCGCAAGCAGGCUUUAGUAUUUAUUACAUAAACAACAUUUUUGACUUUGGAGUGUUGAGAGACUUAGCUAGAUUUAAGUAAUAAUGUUAUGUAUCGGUGUCUAUUACUUAUGAAUCAUGAAAUAAUAAUAUUACAUUAUGUUCACAA
Brassica napus (rape) is the source of this 514-nucleotide messenger RNA. RefSeq lists its product as uncharacterized. The transcript has a single exon. NCBI's taxonomy places the organism in Eukaryota, Viridiplantae, Streptophyta, Magnoliopsida, Brassicales, Brassicaceae. Bases 93 to 239 code for a protein of 48 amino acids. The record is from RefSeq and is a predicted model, not a curated record.